Oikopleura dioica is the source of this 1140-nucleotide messenger RNA. The record is from the annotation of a GenBank genome assembly. NCBI's taxonomy places the organism in Eukaryota, Metazoa, Chordata, Appendicularia, Copelata, Oikopleuridae.
AUGAACGGGCCAGCAGACGGAUCCUGGACUCCAAACGACAAUGAUCUUCGAGCGAUUCUCGAUCUGCUGCACAAUUCACAGAGCUCGGACAAUGAGGUUCACAGACAAGUUCAACAGAGAUUACAAGAGCUCAACAAUUACCCAGACUUUCACAACUAUCUAGCAAUAAUUCUAUCUGCCUCGCUCGACCCACUGCGCACCGAAUCCGAAACGACGAGAAGUUUGGCCGGCCUCAUUCUCAAAAACAACAUCCGACAGUAUUUUAACGUAAUGAAUCCACAAGUCAUGAUGCAAAGGCUGCAUUUCAUAAAGAGCGAAGUGAUCAAAGCAGUGAGCGACCCCUCUCAACUGAUCAGGGCGACGGGUAGCAUCGUCGUCACCACUCUCGCCUCCAAAGUAGGGCUCCAGUACUGGCCGGAGCUGUUUCCCUGUCUGCACCAGAUGCUGGACACGGGCAGGGACGAGUGCAUAGAUGGCGCCUUCUCAACCUUCGUCAAGCUCUGCGAAGACUGCCAAGACCAGCUCGACCAGGAAGAAAUGGAGCCAGUCCUCAACAAUUUGAUCGAGACGUUUCUGCGCUACUGCGGCUUCCAAAACGCCAAAAUCCGCUCCCAGUCGGUCAACUGCAUCAACCACUUCAUCCACAGCCGCAGCGGCAUCGUCUCCAAGCACAUCGACGACUUCCUGCGCGCCCUCUUCAAAUUGGCGGAAGACGACAGUCCAGAUGUUCGCCGCUACGUCUGCAGAGGACUUGUCAUGAUCCAGGAGUUUCACUUCGAGAAGCUACAGCCUUCCAUGGACGACCUCGUCAGAUACAUGCUUAAACAGACCCAGGCAGGGCUCGGCAACCUGAGUCAGAAACUAAGAAACUUGAGUCAGGGUUUUGGAAGCGUUUCAAGCUCUUUCAGAAGCCUGACUCAGGUUUUUACACAGGUUGCCGAGCUCAAAAAAAAGGACGAAGACGAGAAAGUAGCGCUAGAAGCGUGCGAGUUCUGGAUGGCACUGGCCGAGCAACAAGAAUGCAUCCAAGUUCUGGGGCCUUUUUUAAACCACCUGAUACCUGUCCUUAUCAAUGGAAUGCGAUAUUCGGAGACCGACGUGAUGGCGCUGCGAGGAGACGAGGUACGUUACAAAUAUUGA